AUGGGGAGUGAGAAUUACAAUGGAUUUUUAAUAGGGGUCACUGUGCUGCAGGGCGUAACACAGCCCACACUGGCCUUAACAUGGUUAACAGAAAAGCCUGUUUGGGUGGAUCAGUGGCCCCUCAAUCAAGAAAAACUCACAGCCCUGCACCCCCUGAUUAAAGAGCAAUUGGCAGCAGGACAUAUAGAAUCCUCUCACAGUCCUUGGAACACACCUGUGUUCGUGAUCAAAAAGAAAUCAGGAAAAUGGCAAUUGCUACAUGAUUUAAGAAAGAUCAAGGAGGUGAUUGAUGCAACAAUGGGGGCUUUGCAACCAGGGUUGCCUUCACCAACUAUGAUUCCAAUGCAACAGGAAAUUGUAGUCACAGAUUUAAAAGACUGGUUUUUUACUAUUCCUCUUGCUAACCAGGACAUGGAGAAAUUUGCAUUCACAGUGCCUUCAGUGAACAACAGUGAACUAGCCAAAAGGUAUCACUGGAAAGUUUUACCGCAAGAUACGAAAAAUUCACCUACUAUUUGUCAGUGGUUCGUGGCAAAAGCCUUGAGCUCUGUUCGAGCUGCAUUUCCAUCAGGUUAUUGUUAUCAUUAUAUGACGACAUCUUAUUAG
Messenger RNA from Tauraco erythrolophus (red-crested turaco), 606 nucleotides. The record is from RefSeq and is a predicted model, not a curated record. Lineage: Eukaryota; Metazoa; Chordata; Aves; Musophagiformes; Musophagidae.